Aspergillus tanneri is the source of this 855-nucleotide messenger RNA. It is a transcript of the gene P5CR, whose product is annotated as pyrroline-5-carboxylate reductase family protein. NCBI's taxonomy places the organism in Eukaryota, Fungi, Ascomycota, Eurotiomycetes, Eurotiales, Aspergillaceae. Gene Ontology annotation, molecular function: pyrroline-5-carboxylate reductase activity. The transcript is spliced from 2 exons. The record is from RefSeq and is a predicted model, not a curated record. Gene Ontology annotation, biological process: L-proline biosynthetic process. Bases 1 to 855 code for a protein of 284 amino acids.
AUGCCAUCCCUCCAAGAGAGCAAGCUCGCCUUCAUCGGUGGGGGCAAUAUGGCUUCCGCUAUAAUUGGAGGUCUUGUGAGCAAGGGCGUCGACAAACAAAACAUCUGUGUUUCGGAGCCAUGGGACGUCAACCGCGAGAAGGUCGCAGCUAUGGGAGUGAAGACAACCACCUCAAACGUCGAAGCGGGAGGACAAGCGGAUAUCCUCAUCAUCGCGGUCAAGCCACAGACCACCAAGGGCGUGUGCCAGGAGCUCGCUGCCGCCUGGUCGCAGCGUGCCAAUUUGCCCAUCAUUGUUAGCAUUGCCGCGGGAAUUACCUUGCAGAGUUUACAGGAAUGGCUCCGGACAAGCGAUGGAAGAAGCACCCAUAUUGUUCGCGUCAUGCCGAAUACUCCUGCGCUUGUCAGCGAGGGCGCCUCCGGCAUUUUUGCUAGCGAGGAUGUGACAUUGGAGGAGAAGGCGCUUGUGAAUGCGCUUCUUAGUAGCGUCAGCAAGGCGACCGAAUGGGUGGAUAAGGAAGACUUGCUCGAUGUUGUGACUGGACUGUCUGGAUCGGGCCCGGCAUACUUCUUCGCCAUGGUUGAGCAUCUGGUCGCCAGUGCGACAGCUCUAGGCCUAUCAAAGGACCAGGCUACUCGGUUGGCUUCGCAAACAUGCCUUGGAGCUGGCAAGAUGCUUGUCGAGUCGUCGGAUGACCCUACGCAGCUGCGUAAGAACGUGACCAGCCCGAAUGGGACCACACAUGCCGCUCUCCAAACAUUCGAAUCGCUCGGAUUUCAGGGCACUGUGGACAAGGCUGUCAAGGCGGCAACGUCCCGAGCUGCUGAAUUGGGAAACACUCUUGGGAAGCUAUAG